GACUUUAUCGAUGUCUUAGACUCUACUAAGGCCAAUAUUCUACCGCUAUAUCGUAAGACCGAUUAUACUAUCGAGCUAUUACUAGGUACAACACUACUAGUAGGGCUUAUUUACCUAUUAGCUCGAAAGGAGUUAAAUAUCUUUAAGGAAUACCUUUAUAAAAACUUAGCGAAAGGAAUCUUAGAGCCUAGCUACGAGCCUAGGCUUAAUAAAAUUAUAAGGAAGAACUGCUAUCUAUUGCCCUUAAUCUUAGAGAUCUUAAACUAUAUAAUUGGUAUUAAGUACUUUAGUAAGUUAGAUGUUAAAGAGGCCUAUUACCGAAUC
This is a messenger RNA of Thermothielavioides terrestris NRRL 8126, 324 nucleotides long. RefSeq lists its product as uncharacterized. The transcript has 3 exons. NCBI's taxonomy places the organism in Eukaryota, Fungi, Ascomycota, Sordariomycetes, Sordariales, Chaetomiaceae. The annotation marks the transcript as partial. The record is from RefSeq and is a predicted model, not a curated record.